Molecule: messenger RNA, 1657 nt
Organism: Xyrichtys novacula (pearly razorfish)
Lineage: Eukaryota; Metazoa; Chordata; Actinopteri; Labriformes; Labridae
Source: the annotation of a GenBank genome assembly
AUGUACAUGGAUGCAGUCAGGACCAAGAGGCUACCAAAUCCAGGAAGCUCAUCUUUUGACACCCUUGAAGUGGCACAGAAAGAUCCUGUCAUCAUGGCAAAACUUCACUUCUACAUGUCCAUCAUCAGGACUUUCAACCCCCUCCUCACCACAUACCAGACAGACCAGCCAAUGAUGCCAUUACAUAUGAACGAUUUGGCAGAAUUGAUUAAGGUAAUUAUAUUCUACUACUGAGCAUUGUUUGUAUAUAUUAUGUACGUGAUGUGACAGUUAUAUUAGAUCAUGUUGAAAAAAAUCUGAAAGAGGAAAACAAAUAAGUAAAGCCGUGUUGACAAAUUGUCAAGGCAAUAUGGCUGCAAUUAUUUGGGUGACAUAUUUAACUUUUCUGUUUACAGUGUAUUUCGAGGGGGUUCAUCAAGAGGGAGAUCCUUCAGGACACCGGUCCACUCCAGUUAGCCUGACUGGAUGUUGGAGACAAAAAGAAUUGGGUCGGUUCUAAGGAAGUGACCAUUGGCUUGGGUGCAGAAUCAACCAUGAAGGUAGUGUUUCAAGUUAUUCAUUUAUGUAUUUAUUUUUAAAUAUUACAAGGAUCCAGAAAAUUGAUUUACUAGUUGUUACAUAGGUUACUCUCACUAUCCCUGUCAGGAACUUCGGAGACAGAAUAAGAUAGGAGAACUCACAGUCUUAGAGUUUAAGAUGGACUGCAUUAAGCUAUACUGCAGAAAGUGCAAAAAAAGAGCCCCUAAAAAUAUCCCAGUGUGAGGCAGCUGACCUGUUUGGACCCCAGAAAGAUGUUCUCUGAUCCAGAAUGGUGCCAGGGCAAGAUGAGGAAUCUCGUCCAGAGGUUUCUGCACGAUAAGCAGUUGUCAAGUGUCUGAGCCGGUAUGAGAGAAUAGAGCAGUUUAAGUUUUCUUUAAGCAUUCACUACGGUAUCUGUCUCUUAAUGUAGGGAUGAAGUAAACAGCAUCUAAAGAAGUGUUAGGAAUGUGCAUAUUAUGAAUAUGAAUUUGCCUGAUUCUUAUCUAGUACUGUAAAAUAAAGUGUUUGCAUUUUUUGUUGAAUUUUUCCUGUGCCUUUGUAUUGUGUUUUGCAGGUGACGUGAUUACAUAGCAGUUUUAUGAUUUCUUGUCUGUUGAGACUAGAAAUGACACCUUCCACUCCUACCAACCCACUGAGACAAAAAUGGAUGUCUUCCUUCAUCAAGCUUUCCAGGGCAAAUGCUACUCUGAGCUAUGGGAGUUCGCAUGGCCAGGCAACAGUGGAGCGAGGCUUCUCAAUAAACAAAGAGGUUGAAACAUGCAACAUGCAUGAAGAAACAAUGGUCACCCAGCGACUCAUAUGUGACUAUGUCACUGUUUGUGGGGGUGUCUUCAAGGUCCCCAUCACUAAGGAGUUGCUGACCUCGGCUGCAUCAGCCAUGUCAAGGUACAGAAUGUACCUAGAUGAGGAAAAGCAAAAGAAAAUGAAUGAAUGUGCAACACAGAACCAAAGGGCAGCUGCAGAGCUCAUCGAGGAACUUAAAAAGAAGAAAAAAUGUCUGUCUGAGGUGGCAAAAGUUCUGUUGGAUGAUGCUGAUCAGCUCACCACACAAGCUGAGGGAAAGGCUGGCACCCUGAUGGCACAGCUCAUCACCAAAUCAAACACGCUUUGGAAGUAA